UGUCACUCCAUGGGUGUUGGCAUGUACUUCUUGUAGCUAGCGUUCAUCCUCUUGUGGAUUUGGUGACUUAUCUCCACGCCCUGCUUGACGAGGUAGGGACUCACCGCUUCUCAUGCUAUUGUUUAAGUGGCAGCCAUCCACAUGAAGAGGAUGGCGAGGUUAUCUCAGUCUGUAGAAUGCUGGAAUGGAAACGACAGAUGCCACUCUUCCUGUUAAAGUAGAAAUUGCCAAUUUCGGCUGGUGAAGAAUGUGCCAUUUCGUUGUGUGAUACGCCGAGGUGGAAUUUCGAAUGACGCAUCUUCAUCAACGGACAGUUUUCGGUAGUUCAGAAAUUCAUGAAUCAUCAACCGUUUCAGAAACGUCCUUCAGUUUCGGGAGAAGGGAAAAUUUGUGAGGAGGUUUGGUAGUUUUAACAUGAGGAUAUACGAAUCAUAUUCAUGCCUCCCUUUCAUCGCCUGGAAGUAUGCUGUUGUGGUGGGACUCCCUUGCAGCUUUUCUCAUAGUGAAGGCUCUGCAACGUUACGGAAGUGAUGUCGAGAGCACUUGUGCGUGGGGUUUGAACGUGUUGGGACAAUUGCUGCUCAUCAAUUUUAACCAAGCUCCCCAGCUGAGGGGAUUAGGGCAAUUCGAGAGAGAGUGGGGACGAUGACCUCAUACGGGAAGCGGUCGUCCUUCGGGAAUGUUUCCAGGCGAACAUCCGACGCAGACAGAACCGAUGGGUUUCGGUUAAUAGAGAUACCGUUCUCGCCCUUAGCAAAAUGCUAUUUCUCGGAUGACGAAUUUUAUAUUGCUCCUCGGGAUUAUGGCAGCCGGCAAGCCUACUUGCGCUCCUAUGCCUUCACAAGAGCGGACUCGCCAAAAGCAUCCAAAGCAUCUCCAGAAAAGAUGAAGAAACCUCUGUCACGCUUCAAGGCCGCGGCGUGGGCCGUGGUGGCGUGCAAACACCCGCCCUUCUCGCUGCGAGUUAAGGUGAUCAAGGAGAAGAUGAUGGUCGAAAUCUCGCGUUGUUUCAGCAAUGGUGUGCACUGUUUACGUCCGUCUUGUCUGCGGAUGCCGCACUGUGUCAUGGCUAAUUGAGACUCAUGGCUAUGGCCUCUUUGAUCGGAAGCUUGACAAAGUUCCUUCACUGAAACAACAAUUUCCGUUGUUCUAGCGUCUAUUUGGGCCGUCUCCGUCGCCAGUUCCCGGUCGCUGCGGUCGCCUAUACCAGUGCUCUUGCUGAAAUUUCUUCAAUGAAAUGGAUUGCUAGGCUCCCUUCGGCAAUAGACUGCCUCAGAGGACCGGGGCUCCUGUUCAAGAACCCUUAGCUUCCUCGAAGAUUGUAAGAAGGCAGUGUUGGUUAAUUUCAUCGCUGCUUGGACACUAAGACUUGUACAUUUGACACUUUUGAUUGCAAAGGUGAUCUAGAUUACCUCAAAGAUCAUGCUUUUGGAUGUAAGUGAUGUAAGUUCAGAUUUCUU
Physcomitrium patens is the source of this 1460-nucleotide messenger RNA. RefSeq lists its product as uncharacterized. The record is from RefSeq and is a predicted model, not a curated record. NCBI's taxonomy places the organism in Eukaryota, Viridiplantae, Streptophyta, Bryopsida, Funariales, Funariaceae.